Molecule: messenger RNA, 2099 nt
Organism: Poeciliopsis prolifica (blackstripe livebearer)
Lineage: Eukaryota; Metazoa; Chordata; Actinopteri; Cyprinodontiformes; Poeciliidae
Product: ecto-ADP-ribosyltransferase 5-like
Exons: 3
Coding region: 127-954 (275 amino acids)
Molecular function (GO): NAD+-protein-arginine ADP-ribosyltransferase activity; NAD+ poly-ADP-ribosyltransferase activity
Source: RefSeq, a predicted model, not a curated record
UUUCUGCAUCUGCUUCAGCCAUUUGCUCCUUCGUUCUUCCAGUCCAUUGUUCCUGCACCAGUCGCCACAGCUAAAGAGCUGUCCACAUUUUUUUGGUUGGGUUUGAGAAUUGUCUGCCGAGUCAAGAUGGCAAGGAUGAUAAUUUUGGUGGCUGUGUUCAUGUUAUUUGGAUCGUCUCUUGGGUGCCUAUUUGGAAAAUGGUUCAUUCAGUGUGGGAAGAAUAUUAAAAAUUGCAUAACUCCUCCAAGUCAACCAAUCCAACUAGACAUGGCUCCAGACUCUGUUGAUGACAUGUACAACAAAUGUGAAGAGAAGAUGAAGGAAAAAAUAGAGAAAGAAUUUUUACAAAAUGAGAAAAACAACAAUCAAAACUUCAAAGAUGCCUGGGACAAAGCCGCGGUAUACUACAACAGUAAAUCGGCGCAUGACCCGCCACUGAAGAAAGAACAAAUCAUGGCUGCUCAUGCGUACACCCUUGAAGAACCACCUUUUUACCGUGAAUUCAACAACGCAGUCCGAAAACAAAACUCUGAGUACAAAACCACAUUCCAGUAUCACACUCUGCACUUCUACCUCACCAUGGCCCUGCGCAACAUCAAACCUACAGCAGAAAAUUGUGUCACCGUUUACCGGAGAACACCCUGCAAAUUCAGCAAAGAUAUUCAAAACAAAGAGAUUCGUCUGGGUGCUUUUUCCUCCAGUUCGAUGGGUGACUAUUCUGAUCCAGAGUUUGGUACCAAGUCAUGCUUUGAGAUCACAACAUGUUUUGGAGCAAGCAUCUCAAUGUUCUCUAAGUUUCCAAACGAAAGAGAAGUCCUGAUCCCUCCAUAUGAGGUUUUUAAAGUAACAGCUAUAAAGGAAAGCUCAAAGAAAAACAAGCUUCCUUGUGAGGUUGUUUACACGCUGGAGAGCACAAAAACAACUCAAUCCAAUUUAAACUGUGCUCUAAUCUAGAAGAAACAUCUGCAUGGUUUUAACUGAACAGUCUAGAAAUAAAAGUAACAGCAAAUUUGGACAUGAUUUGAGAUUUUUAAAGAAAAUUGGCUAUUCAGUUCUGUUUAACAAUUAGAUAUGAUAACAAAUAUACAACAGUAAGUGUGAACACCUGAAAUCAUUUUAUUAAAAAAACGGUCUAGAUUGUAAAGCUGAAAUUAUUGAAAUGUUGAUUCACAUGAGUUCACAUCAAUUUGAACUACUAUCAUUAACUUUCUCCUCUCUUAGCUUGUUGCAGCAGGCAGCUUAAGUCUGUUUACUGAUUCAGACAUGGCUUUUUAAAUAUAUUAUACUUAAAUGAUGAUGAGCUACAAACAUUUACUCUUCACACACAGAUGGGAGUUUGAUAAAUGUUAUGUUUCCAUAAUCCAACAAAAUAUAAAGCAUUUCAGUCAAUAUUUCAUGAUGUUUUGGUUGCAGGUCAAAUCAAAUCCGGGUAUUUGUCCUGACAGCUUCACUCAUCAAAUUCAAAUGCCAAGAAUAUUGUUAUUGGUGACCAAUCAGAAACCUUUAUGACAAGCCAUAGUGACUGUUUAAAAUAAUUUACAGUCUAUGUGAGAAAGGAAACUGCACAACAAUUCAGAAGACAGACAAAACAACAAUCCAUCACUUUUACUAUAUUUUGUCACUUUGAAACUCAUAAAUUUUCAUAGAGUGUGUUUAAAGUGAGUCAUUCCUUCUUACUGUCGCCACAUGCUUGAUCAAGAUGUUCAUUUAAACUCAUAAUAAUUAGCUGAGCUGCUUUAGAUUGUAAUUAUUUUAUGUGACUCCAAUGAAAAACGAUCAUCUGCAUUUGACUGUAUUGUAUUAAGAAUUGAAUUGUGAACUGCAUGUGCAUCUGAAACUAGAUUUGAAUCUGAAUGAUUGGACUGUUUUAGAUCAAUAAGAUUUUAAUUUGAACCAAAAUACAUUCAGUGAGACUGAACACAAAUUUGACCUUUUUGUCUCAUGUGAGACAAUAUCUGUUGUGAAUUCUUGUCAUUUAAAACAAGUUUAAAAACUUUAGAUUUUAAAAGUGUCUUUAAAACAGUCAAAUGUUUGAUGGUUGUGAUCAUUUAUUUUGUGCAUCUGCUGUAUUUCCUGAUUGAUUUUUCUGUUUUAAUAAA